This is a messenger RNA of Chaetomium globosum CBS 148.51, 840 nucleotides long. RefSeq lists its product as uncharacterized. Gene Ontology annotation, molecular function: protein-containing complex binding. Bases 1 to 840 code for a protein of 279 amino acids. NCBI's taxonomy places the organism in Eukaryota, Fungi, Ascomycota, Sordariomycetes, Sordariales, Chaetomiaceae. Gene Ontology annotation, cellular component: mitochondrion. The transcript is spliced from 3 exons. The record is from RefSeq and is a predicted model, not a curated record.
AUGUCAGCCACGAAAAGAAUCGUCGUCUUCGGCGGCAACGGUUUUCUCGGCUCACGAAUCUGCCGGGCAGCCGUCGCCCGCAACUGGGACGUCACAUCAGUCAGCCGCUCCGGCCGCCCCAACUGGCUCUCCAUCACCUCCUCCUCCGCCCCCCCCAACUGGUCGCACUCGGUGACCUGGGAACGCGGCGACAUCUUCCGGCCCGCGCAAUGGACCUCUCUACUCCACGGCGCCGACUAUGUCGUGCAUAGCCUGGGCAUCCUUCUCGAGGCCGACUACAAGGGCGUCAUCUCAGGCCAGGAGUCGCCCUUCUCGGGUCUGAGGCGGGCGUUCGGUCCCGCGCCGGGGGCGGCGAACGAGCCGGCGAAUCCGUUGGAGAGGGUGAGGAGGUUUGAGGAAGGGGAAAAGGGGGGGAGGGGGGAGGGGGGAAAGGGGGCGCCGCAGUUGACGUAUGAGAUGAUGAAUCGGGAUAGUACGAUUUUGUUGGCGAAGGAGGCGGCUAAGGCGGGGGUCGGGGCGUUUGGGUUUGUGUCGGCGGCUGCGGGGGCGCCGGUGCUGCCGGCGCGGUAUUUGAGUACGAAGAGGGAGGCCGAGGCGGUGGUGGAGAGGGAGUUCCCUGGGAUGAGGGGGGUGUUUUUUAGGCCGCCGUUUAUGUACGACAAGUCGAGGGGGGUUACGAUGGGGGUGGCGGCGAUGGCGACGGCGGGGUCCCCGCUGAAGGUGGACGCUGUGGCGGAUGCUGUGGUGGAGGCGUUGGCGGAUGAGAGCGUGAAAGGGCCGGUGGAGGUGCCGCAGCUGGAGCAGUUGGCGGAGAAGGCGUGGAGGAAGACGAUGCUUUAA